AUGAACUUGAUAUCUGAAGGGGUUUUACGGCGGGUGAUCCCUCCGCUGCUUCCUGUCGCCCGCUUUCUCCCGUUCGUUCGCUCGUUCGAGAUCCCUAAUGGGAGCAAUUGGGUCUCGGUCUCUCCUCUCUUCUCCUCCAAUAUAUGGCCAACAUGGAAAGCAUAUAACAUCUUGCUUGUUGACUGCAUUAUCUUGAAUGGUGGAGAAAACACGGACUAUGUUCAAAUGUGUGAACCUGACCUAUGCUCCUAUGCAAUAAUGCUAUCUGCUUAUGAAAUUGCAGCUGAUAUGGCUGGAGCUCAAGAGGAUGCUUUUCAAAGGUGCUGAAGCCAACCAGACCAUCUUUUCUAUCAUCAUGGGUGCCCAUGUCAUGAACCCUGAUUUUAAGUGCUGUUAUCCAGUUUGCUUACAUCAGUGCCCAAUUGGGUUCCCACAUGAUCAGAAAGCAAGGAACAUCCUUCCAUCUUUGGCUAAAAAACCAGAGGAACAUGAUAAAGCAACUAAUGGAGA
Messenger RNA from Musa acuminata subsp. malaccensis (wild Malaysian banana), 510 nucleotides. The record is from RefSeq and is a predicted model, not a curated record. Lineage: Eukaryota; Viridiplantae; Streptophyta; Magnoliopsida; Zingiberales; Musaceae.